Messenger RNA from Sporisorium graminicola, 1524 nucleotides. RefSeq lists its product as uncharacterized. Gene Ontology annotation, biological process: proteolysis. Gene Ontology annotation, molecular function: aminopeptidase activity; metalloexopeptidase activity. NCBI's taxonomy places the organism in Eukaryota, Fungi, Basidiomycota, Ustilaginomycetes, Ustilaginales, Ustilaginaceae. The transcript has 2 exons. Bases 1 to 1524 code for a protein of 507 amino acids. The record is from RefSeq and is a predicted model, not a curated record.
AUGCUCACGCUGUCUCUCGUUCAGCUGACCACGCUGGCUCUGGUGCUACUCAGCGCGGGCCAGGAAGCCCUUGCUCGUCCGGGCAAGCUCCGACCUGUCGAAUCCAAACACCUGCGCCACGACAUCAAGCGCAAAGACCUCCUCUCCGGUGCACGCAAGCUUCAGUCGCUCGCCUACGCCACCUCGGAACGCAACCGCGUCUUUGGCUCGCCCGGACACAAGGCCACUGUCUCGUUCAUCCAGGACGAGAUCCGCAAAGCAGGCGGCGGAGACUAUUACGACGUCUACCUCCAGCCGUUCACCGCGACCUAUGCGCAACACUCUUCCGCGCUGGCCAUCGACGACAAGCUCACCAAGUCGGUCACGUUUACGUAUUCGCCCAACGGACACUUCAACGAUACCGAGGUGGUCAAGGUGGCCAAUGCCGGUUGCGAUCAGGCUGACUUCCCAGCUGAGGUGGAGGGCAAGAUCGCACUCAUCCAGAGAGGGACGUGUACGUUUGCUGUGAAGGUGGGUCGUGCGGGCACGGCCAAGGCUGCAGCUGUGAUCAUCUACAACAACGCCGCGGGUGAUGUGGCGGGCACGUUGGGUAGCAAGGGUCCUGCCCCCGAAGGGCCGUUUGUCCCUGUUGCCGGUGUCACGCAGGAUGUCGGCACUGGCCUGGCCACACGCCUGGCAAAUGGCGAAAAGGUGACGGUGGAUCUCACGCUCGACGGCGUCAUCGAAGACCGCGUGACGCACAACGUCAUCGCCGAGACCAAGGGUGGCUCCAAGUCGCAAGUCAUCAUGUUCGGUGCACACUCGGACAGCGUCGUUGCCGGACCCGGCAUCAACGACAACGGCAGCGGCUCGAUCGCUCUGCUGACUAUCGCCAAGCAACUCGCCAAGUACAGCGUCAACAACGCCGUCCGCUUCGCCUGGUGGUCCGCCGAAGAGUACGGCCUGCUUGGCGCCGAACACUACGUCACCAACCUCGACCAGGCGGGCAAGGACCAGAUCCGUCUCUACCUCAACUUUGACAUGAUCGCCUCGCCCAACUACGUCCUCAGCGUCCACGACGGCGACGGCAGCACGUUCAACCUGACCGGCCCCGCCGGCUCUGCCCAGGCCGAAGCCAUGUUCUUCGACUACUUUAAGAACAUCGCCAAGCAGCCGCUCAUCGAGGGACCCUUCGACGGACGCAGCGACUACGGUCCGUUCCUGGACGCCGGGAUCGCCGCUGGAGGCCUCGACACGGGCGCAGAGGGGUUGAAGACCGAAGAGGAGGCCAAAGUGUUCGGCGGGACUGCUGGGAUCGCAUACGACCCCAACUAUCACCAGGCGGGCGAUACCAUCGACAACCUGGCCAUGGAGGCGUUCGAGAUCAACACAAAGGCCAUCGCUCACGCUGUAGCCACCUACUCGACCAGCCUCGACAGCCUCGGCCCCAAAGAUGCGUCGACAAAGACAAGGAGAGGCGCGGCCGAGGCCAAGAAGGUGGAUCACAGCACGCAUCGCUGCGGAGGCGAUUUGUCGGUUAUGUGA